UUGCGGCAAAGUAACUAGUGUAAACAACUGUGUAAGUUGAUGUAUUCCAGACAGCAAUGAAGAAUCAAACUAUCACCAAUGUUUCGCCAGUAUUUUGUGACGUGUUUUAUAGCAAUCCUGAUUUUAUUUGAGACCACUGAUAGUCAAGAUAUUCAAGGAAGGGUCAACCUGGGGUCAGAUGGUAACUCUACGACAUCACCCACUGAUUUCUUCUUCACGCUCAAUGUCAAUUCUGGGACCCUGCCGUUGAACUUUGACCUGUACAAUGUGACGGAUGGAAGUAAUGCCACGGGGGUUGCAUUUGAUGAAGAUGUGACUGUGUCCUGUGCCAUAACAACAGUUUUUACUGAAGGAGAUUCUGUAUUACAAUUCACUGAUGCAGUCAUAGAACUUAGAAAUGGCGUCACUGUGGGUGAUGCGCCGUUUGACAUUGUAUCCCAGGGAAGACAGGUUGAGGUGCAAUGCAGGGGAGAGACGACAACCCCAGGGUUGACAUCGUACUUCAGUCUGAACACCUCGGCAGGACAAACAGGGCAUGUAACAAUCAAGAAAAGUCCCGUACUCAGUCUAUGUCAGGAGAGAAUCUUUGUUGCUAAUAGCAACGGGAUAACAAGAGGACAACUCAACCUGCAGCUUAGUGAACCAGUGCAAGGAUCUAAUGUUACAGCACAGUGUGAUGUCACUGGCAUAACAUCUGUUGGCAUGGUGGUGUGGUUGAGUUUCGACAUAGUCAGUAUCCUUAUUGACCAAGACAGUGCAACGAUGCCGUAUGACAUCACAGGUCGUGGUGACACCUUACAGGUUACAUGUUAUGCAGAAUCAGACGAUGAUGUGCAGUAUCAACGAAGCUCAUCAUCAAGUGACAUCCUCUUUGACUUUGAGAUGGGUUCCGUAACAUUGUUACCGGCCACAUCCAGGGUGACCAGUAAUAAAUUCACCCCCUUACUGGUCCUGGCCGAACCCCUCCAGCCUGGUGACGAUGAGGUAACGUUCCUGUGCACCCUCACCCAGCUAAACUCAACGGACGAAGUGCAAAGCUUUCUCGACCGUGCGGAAUGUACGGUACCAGAGAGUGGUCUCGCAACAACACCUAAUCCAACAGCUGGUCCGACUCCUGCCAUGACAACCUCAACAAACACUUCAAACUCUACCUUGCCCACCAAUGCAACCCAACCAAUCACAACAACCCCUCAAAUAACCACCCCUCAACCGACCACCCCGCCACUAUUAACCCUUCCCCCGACUACCCCGCUCCCCACGACCCAAUCUCCAACGUUCCCGGUCCCGACAACCCCACCAGGCAACGUCAGCUCAGAGUGGAAGCUCGCAGAGUCGGAGAUCGUCUUCCAAGAAGGGGACAUGGAGCUUGCGUUGUUGGUCAGCCGGAGCGGCAGCAGGGACGGUUACCAGGGAGUUUUACUGGUAACCUGCUGUGCCGCUAAGGAGCUAAACACGAGUCCGAAGUAUAGCGGGUUGAUAACAGCAGUGGUGGCGACGGUCGACGUUCCACCGGCAAGAUCUAUCAACUGGACAGCUGCGUCAGACGUCAGUCAACCCCAAACAGAGAGAGUCAUCACAAACCCAGCCUACACUGAGGUCUCACCCUGCCCCUGUGAUCUGACGUCCAAUAAAUGUGAUGUCAAUUGUUGCUGUGACUCGCUCUGCUCGGAAGAAGAUCAAACAGCCUUCAUCUGUAUCCCGGGUAUCCCUGGCGGAAAUUUUACCAUUCAAGACGAUUACAACUGCAAAACUCAAGCCAUUUUCAAAUCAGACUGGUCCCCGUUCCUCUGUGUGGAAACCGACAACAGCCCCUACCUCGGGUACUACUUCUCGUCUCGGCCAGGAACUCGUAACGCGGCCAGCUUCAACGCCCUGAAAGCCACAACUCCACAGACAACAAGUUUUGAGGACACUGAGCAACGCUCUCUGGAAUUUCAGGAUGAAGACACCAACGCAGGAGGGUAUAAGUUUGGAUUUCCGGUCGAGACUUUAUUCAAGACUAGCGUCCGUGGGUUUCUCGCUCUGCCCCAGGUGGAUUCUAAUGGUGGCUGCUCUUGGCUUUCCCCAAUCAGAUUCCAGAUGGGUACGUCUUCAAGUUGUGACGUGGACCCCAAGGAGGACCUAUGCGUUGACUCCUCAGUGCUAAGCGCCCGCGCUUUUACACUCUCGUCCAAUGCUGCGUAUCCACCAUGCUCGGAAGCACCGGGAAUUCUGAGAAGUUACGGUGGUAUUAAUCCAGCACCAACAUCCGUCAGGUACUACUGCACAGAUGACAUCACGGCCUACCUCGUUUCUGGGUUGCGAAUCGAAGAGUUGGUCUCUCCAAACCAAGAAUCCCUCUUCCCUGACGGUAGCUCCAACGCUACCUUCGCACUGCCUGACCGUUGUUCUUGGGAUGAUGGGUUCACCCUCCCACCCGUGCCCCAAUAUAACAACCAAACUUCACUUUGUAGUAACGUUGUACUUGAUGUCCGCUAUGAGUUAUUCUGGCGAGGAAACCAGAUCGUUCAAGCGGAUGCUAGUGUCAUCCUAGGCGUGGCUGGCUUAGCGCUAGUGGGCACCAAAGCUUCAACAGACGACGACGAAGACGUCACAUUUGUGACUCCCCCGACGACUCCUGUUCCGACCAUGGAGGUAACAAUGGAGGGCACUGAAAUAGUAACCCUCAUAGAAGAUGUGACUGAUAUCAUCACCAUGCUGGGAACGGACCCAGAAACGUUCGGAACUAUAGACCCCACAACCCAAAUGCUGACCACCUUAGCACCCACAACCCAGCCUCCGACUCUCCCUCCAACAACGACCCCUGCCCAACCAAUGACCACCCCUGCCAUACCGGUAACCACCUCAGAUUUCACCACGUCCUCCAUGACUACCGGCAGUACCAUCGUUGUCGAACGGUACCCUGCUUUGCCCUUCACUCAACAUUUCUCAGUCAAAUUUACACACCUCUCCACGCCCAUAUCUGACCCUGCCCCAAUUGACCCGCCAGACGUCAGCGAUCAAGUAGAACGGUCUGGUAACCCUGGUUACAUCAUUGGGAGGAGAGUGUUGUCGGGUGUGGCUGUUUACGACCCUCAGACUGAGUGCAACAAUGAGAGUCUGUGUGCCACCGUUGAACCAGUACAGUUUAGUGACUUUGUGAGGGUUGAUGAUGCAGAGACGAACAGGCUGAGAGUCUGGGCACCAGGCCCAGGGAGUCUAUGCUCACAGUCUAGCCUGGUUGAUGUCACAUAUGGAGAGGACCAUGUCUCGGGCUGUAUUCUCAGGCUAGGUUGGUCACAAGUCAGCAACUGCAGCGCAUUGCGAGAGACGAUGCUGAUGGAGUUCCUGUCAAUGAUGGCAGCAGACAGGAUUGGUAAAACCGGCAACGCAAGCACGACCAUGUUAAGGAACUGGGCGCCAGUUUUUAAACCUGUGGAACAACCACUUCCAACUGACCCUCCACCUGUCACAGCUGCCGUGACAACUGAUGCCAUGACAACUGCUGACAUGACAACGUCGGAGGAGCAGAACGAGACGCUAGAGUAUCGACCCCUUGAUCUGGGUCAGGGUGUGUGUUAUGACGUACCCACUGGAGUGAAUCUGGAGAUCUUGUAUGCAAAUACUGGGGAGUUUGGUGGUCUAGUGCAGCAGGAGAUCUUAUCCGCGCGAAUCAACUUUAGCAAGUCGACCAUCAAGUUUCAAUGCAGUGGAGCCAACAGCGUUACAUGCCACCUCAAUCAAGCCUCUGACAAUGCAACAGAAUGGGUGCAGUCUUUUCCAGUAACAAGCACUGUGGUUUUCACCAGGGUGCCUGCUGAAGAUUUGGGGCCAGGCUAUCUGUUAUCAGGCCCGAUACGCUGCGACAAUGAUCAAUGCUUUGAAGAGAUGUACUUCCCUUUUAGUCCACGCUUUAAAGGUGAUUCUCCACAGUAUACCAUUGGCGUGGCGCUGUUUCUAGUCUUGUUAACUAUCGGUUAUGUUGCAUUUACAAGACUUUGAAUAUGAGGACGAUAAGGUAGUUUUGUGGAAAUGUGUCCAUUGUUCCGAUAAGCCAAAGAAACGUAAUGUAAAACUGAGAGCAGUUAUUUAGUUCCUUUUCCAACAGAUCUGGGCCCCAUUUCAUUGCGCUGCUAAGCACAAAAGU
This is a messenger RNA of Asterias rubens (European starfish), 4126 nucleotides long. RefSeq lists its product as uncharacterized. The transcript has 16 exons. The coding region runs from base 79 to 3981 and encodes 1300 amino acids. Gene Ontology annotation, biological process: cilium assembly. The record is from RefSeq and is a predicted model, not a curated record. NCBI's taxonomy places the organism in Eukaryota, Metazoa, Echinodermata, Asteroidea, Forcipulatida, Asteriidae.